Hirsutella rhossiliensis is the source of this 1032-nucleotide messenger RNA. Its product is annotated as putative UPF0658 golgi apparatus membrane protein. Gene Ontology annotation, cellular component: Golgi apparatus. The transcript has 3 exons. The record is from RefSeq and is a predicted model, not a curated record. Bases 1 to 1032 code for a protein of 343 amino acids. NCBI's taxonomy places the organism in Eukaryota, Fungi, Ascomycota, Sordariomycetes, Hypocreales, Ophiocordycipitaceae.
AUGGGUUUCCUCAACGCAAAGUGGGCUGCCGCCUUCAUGGGCGUUACGAGCCUCCAGGCCAUUGUGUGCUUGGGCUUUGAGUCAUUUGUCUUUGCAAAGUUCCAGAUGAGUCUCGGCAAUUGGGUCGAGAAGCCCGAGGUCCAGUCACAGUACAAGACCAUCCCGACCUUCUUGACCCUCUUCAUCUUCGGCUUUUUGUACGAGCUCGUCGUCGUCUGGGAUGCGCUGCGCAUGAAGAACACAAUCCAGGUCAUUGGCGUCUGCAUCGCCAACCUCGCCCUGCUCGUCUACACAGCCAUUCAGGUCGAUCAGAUUCAGGUGGCUCUCGAGGUCCUCGGCGUCGAGGCGCUCAAGGCGGGCAUCACGCCCGACGAGCUUUGGUCCGACGUCAAGCCCUUUCUCGUCGCCAUUCCUGCCGUCAUUGCCCUCUCAACCGUCGUCUUGAUGUUCAUUUCCUGGAAGCUCUACCAAGAGUUUGCCUGGGAUAUCCUCAAGAACAUUGGCGCCGACUACCGCAUGAAGAAGCGUUUCCUUCACUACCAGAUCUAUAUUGCCCUGCUCAAGUUUGAUUUCUUCUUUUUCCUGGGCUUCAUCAUUCAGUUCGUCGUCAUCGUCGCCCAGAAAUCCGACCCCGAGUUCGCCCUCACCAUUGCCACGAUCCCCAUCACCAUCGGCAUCCUGCUCGCCGCUGCCUUUUUCACCCGCAGGGAGAACAAGCCGGGCAUGAUGGCGGUCAUUGUCCUCUACCUAGGCGGCCUCACCUACUUCAUCUUCAAGCUCGUUCGCAUCUACCAGCCCGAGUACCAGGAAUCGUACAAGGCCGUGCGCAAGUCCCUGACAGCCUUUGCCGUCAUCACCAUCCUGUUGAUUCUCCUCACCAUCACCAACGCCAUCAUCUGCAUGCGCAACUUCGACAAGGGCCUCAAAGCACACUUGUUGUCCCCGCGAAGGGUCGAGGAGAAGCCGGAUGCCCACUCCAUCAGCCUACACGACGUCAAGCCGCAGCUACCAAGCCGGAUGACAAUUGACUGA